Molecule: messenger RNA, 4413 nt
Organism: Scatophagus argus
Lineage: Eukaryota; Metazoa; Chordata; Actinopteri; Scatophagidae
Gene: rbm20
Product: RNA binding motif protein 20
Exons: 14
Coding region: 7-3480 (1157 amino acids)
Biological process (GO): regulation of RNA splicing
Cellular component (GO): nucleus
Molecular function (GO): mRNA binding; zinc ion binding
Source: RefSeq, a predicted model, not a curated record
UUUGCAAUGCAGCGCGCUUGGGAUCAGACAAGUAGCACUGACACUGUUGAGAAAGGCCAUACAAAAAUGCUGGGAAAAGGACAAAGUGGCGGAUACCACCCUGAGACAACAGGAGAUCUCUUGCAGAGUAUCAGCGCGGUGCCUGUUGAGAACACUGAUAAGAAGGGCCUCCAGGUGGGGAGCCAGCUGCCAGGCACUGUCCAGGCAGGGAUUCAACAACAGAACCAGCAGCUCCUUCUGAGCCCAGCCAGCCUCCAGCUUGCACAGCUCCAAGCCCAACUUACCCUCCAUCGCCUCAAACUGGCACAGGGAGGCAAUACAGCCUCUGCCGCCACUGUUCUCAAUCAGGUUCUCUCCAAUGUCGCCAUGUCCCAACCCCUGUUCAAUCAGCUACGGACUUCAACUAUGGUUGGGAACCCUCAGGGUGCUUUCUCCACAGGAGUGCUAGGUUUUCCUUCUUCAAAUUCAGCACUGGGGGCCUUCGUGGGUGGGGGGUUUAACCAUAACAGAUCAAAUGUGAGACUGAACCAUCCUGGUGGAGGGGGCACGGUGUGCCAAAAGGGUGCAGAGUAUGGUAAAAAGUCAGGGUCUGCUUACCCCUCUGAUACUGAUAGGCGUCAUCAGUACAACUUAGCUGGGGGGACAUCGACAGCAUCAGCCUCUGUUGGUGAUGGACAGUACUCAGUGAUUAAUUCUCAAGGAAAAAACAUGAAUAAUGUUGGUUUUCAGAGAGAUUUCAAUGGACAUGAUACGUUGGGGCAACAAACUGGGUUUAACAUGAAUGUUUAUAACCCCAAUGGGCAGAAAGAACAAUGGAAAGGCCAAACUAACCUGAGUCCCACUAGAAAGAUGGAUAUGGUUUCUAAUGCUGGCAGUGUGUGGACAACAGCUGGCCAGCCAGUUCGAUCUCGAACAGAACUGUAUAACCCUGAGGAGCCAACCUCCGACCCCAAGUUCAAUCCAAGUAGUGGGGUUUCCCCUUUUUCAAGUGGGACACAGGGGUUUGGACACUACCAGCCCUUGCAUGGAAGUGAGGAAACCCUAUCUUCAGGUACCAGAACACUUCAGCCUCACCAAGUCAAUGAUUAUCAUGCUGUCACACCCACUCAACUACCACAUCAGUGUAGCAUCUGUGACAAGAAGGUGUACAACCUCAAGGACUGGGACCAGCAUGUAAAGGGAAAACUACACCUGCAGAAUCGAAUGUUGUACACAAAUGAAAGCGCUAUAGCAGUAUCAGCUGGAGCAGUUCACUAUGCUGUCGGUGGGCCUUCUGAUGGAGGUCUGAACACCAGAGGGACAAACUCCAUGCUCUACUCUGCUGCAAGUCAAGAUGUAUCCUCAGGAGCCAAUACAUCAUACUUACCAGCUGCAGCCAUGAAGACUUAUCCUAUGCCAGACACAGGAUUUGCCUCACAGCAGCCAGAGUCAAAGUCAUUUCCACCCAGAAAGGUCACUGCAGGCCGAGUUGUUCACAUCUGCAACCUCCCUGAAGGCAGCUGCACAGAGAAUGAUGUCAUCAACCUGGGACUACCAUUUGGCAAAGUCACCAACUACAUCCUCAUGCGCUCUACCCAUCAGGCGUUUCUGGAGAUGGCGUAUGUUGAAGCAGCUCAGGCCAUGGUUCAAUACCACCAACUUAUUCCAGCUAUGAUUAACAAUCAGAAACUUCUCAUACGAAUGUCUAAGAGGUACAAGGAGCUCCAACUCAAGAAACCAGGUAAAGAUGUUCAGUCGAUCAUCCAAGGUAUCAGCUCUCAGCGGGAGAGGGAUGAGAUGCAAGAGCUUGAACACUUUAGAAGAUCUUUACACAUAAACUACCUAUCAUCUCCCAGCUACAUACCAGAGAGAGCGCGCUCCCGCAGCCCUGUCAGUCGCUCUCUGAGUCCUCAUUCCCACAGCCCCAGUUUUACAUCAUGCAGCUCAGCCCACAGUCCCCAGGGGAUGCUGUGCAGGGGUUUGGAAAGAGGUAGCAAUGGCAUGGGCCCACGCCGAGGCUCUUGGGAUUGGUCAUCACACUUAAGAAGGGGUGAGGACGAAAGGGAGAGGGACGACCCAUGGAGAAAUGGAGGCGGCAUGGAUGACGAUCGACCUAAUGGAAGGUCAUGUGACCGUCGGAAAGCUUAUCAGAAACCCUUGGAUCAUAUCAGCUCGAGAUCUGCAGAUGAGCGAGGGGGAGGAGGAGGAGGUGACGGGAUGAGAGGCAGCAGAGACUGGCACCCACUCAGCAGCCCUCUAGGUAUGUCUUUCAACUCUUACAGGAACAUAGAGGAUGACUUCUACAUGAAGGAACAAAUGUACAAGUCAGACAAGCCUCCCAGACCUCCGUACCAAAGGCAUGAUGCAAAGCCAAAGAGGAGGGAUGGUGGAGACUAUCACAGUAGACUGAGGCAUUCUGAGUUUGAAGUGACUGAGGAGGCACCUCGUCGAACACAAGAAGACAAGAGGCAGGGUUCACCAGGCAGGAGCAGGAGCAAAAAGACAAGCAAGAAGUAUAAGACUGGGGAAAAAAAUGAGAGAGAAUCUGUUCCUGAAAACAGCGAUCGCCGGUCAAAAGAAAAAUCUGUUUCACCUCAGCGAGGCAAUAAGUCAAAAGAGGCUACUGAAUGUACUAAAGAUAGAGACACUGUGAAAGAAGGGGAAAGUGGAGAUGACAGUGAUGAAGAAUGUUGGUAUCCUAAGAACAUGGAGGAACUGGUGACUGUAGAUGAAGUGGGAGGAGAAGAUGAUUCCAUUAUUGAGCCAGAUCUUCCUGAGAUGGAAAAGUAUGAGUCCUGCCCUAAAGAAUCUUCAGCAGAAGAAGCAGUGGAGGAGCAUCUUACACAACCUACUGCAUCCUUGGAGGCACAGGAGACAUCGAACGAGAAGUCUAACCAGGAAAAGCUCUGUGAGGAUGUUGAAGACCAGGCAGAAACAUCUGAACCUGAGAAACCAGAGAAUAUUUUAACUACAACCCCUCUUCAAGAACAGAAACUCCAGUGGCCCCAGUGUCCAGAGGCUCCUGUGCCACCGGUCACUGUACUUACUGACUUCCCCAGUGAGGAGUUCAAGGCUACACUGGAGGAAACAUGUUUAAAGAAUAAAGUAACUAAAAGUGGGCCAUUAGAAGAGUCAGUGGAAAAUGACAUUUCUGCAACAGAGGACAACAAAGCCCAGGAAGUAGGACAGGUCACAGAAACAAUCAAUAAUGUGAUUCAACAGAAGGAUGACAGUCUUAAAAAAGAGAUUGAGGCACCCUCGCCUUCUCGAGAGCAAGACAAAGCUGUCAGUGAACACAGCAUCCCAUUGGGAGUGGAGUUCAUUGUGCCACGGACCGGCUUCUACUGUAAACUCUGUGGACUGUUCUAUACCAGUGAGGACACUGCAAAGAGCGCUCACUGCCGCAGCACUGUACAUUACAGGAACCUACAGAAGUACUUGUCCCAGCUAGCAGAGGACAGCCUGUCGGGGGCACUUGCUGAAGCCUCCGCUGCACAGUGACAUCAGCUCGACUUCUCACGGAGAACAGAUGUGUGUAUGUGUGAUGUGGGUGCACGGCUCUGGACAACCACAACAUAGAUAACACAUGCACAAGCUUGAGCAUGUGGAUAAUUGCACUGGUUUUGACAUACUGCGGAGGAGGGAUGCUUGAAUGCUCAAUCGCAGAGCGUUCUCAUUCUUGUACAUACCUUAAGUGUAAUGUAUAGUGAGGCUACAAUUGUAAUUGAAAUUUUGGGGGUCAAUAAAUUUUCUUACUGUUUAUCUCAUUUGAUUGUGUGUGAUAAAAUUGAUUUGUUGGUGGAAUGGGAAUGUAUAUACAAUGAUAUCUAAUUCUGAGAAGUCAAACUUUAACAGUAAGGGCUUAUGUUAGUCCAUUUGCUGCAUUUAAAUUAACUAAACUCCUCCUAAUGACUGAUAUAUUUACAGUUGCAAAAUGACUUGAAGUAAGAAUGUUUUAUUCAGUUGAGGAACUGAGGCAGACACUCAGGUUUGUUGUAUUCGUUGAUCAAUGUAUAGCUCAGCACAAACAUUUACAUUUUAUUUAUAUCUGGAGCUUUAAACAAUGUUUCCUUUAUCUUGUGCCAGUUUGUGCAUCAUUUGGAGUGAUGAUUGCCCAAGUGAUUUUAUGUUAGAUUUAAUUCAUACGACAGUCACUGUCAUAAUUGCCAGCAUAGGGCUAUGUUGUGCCUUAAUUAAACUGGACCAUGUGUUUAAUUUGUCAGAUUUAAACAUGCAAUGUUUCAUGUUGCAGUAAUUUGUUCAGAGGAUUAUCAAGCCGAAACAUGUUUUUGUAAACUGUGAAUAUUGAUCCUGUGACUUCAGUGAUAGUGUUGUUUUCUUUGACAAACUUUUCAUAUGAUUUUUGAUGUAAAAAAAAAAGAAAAACUUGAAUAAACGUUUUAAACAACUUUUAACAGAUAUCCGUGCCUUUUC